AUGUCUAAGCUGGUUGAGCAGUUUUUAAAGCUAAAGCCCACGAGGUUUGAUGGGAGAGGCGACACUGAGGCUACACCUCGAUGGGUGGAAGAACUAGAGAAAGCCUUCGAAGUGCUUGGGUGCACUGAGGAAGAGAAAGUAACCCUGGCAGUCUACCAGCUUCAGGAUAAUGCAAGCCAUUGGUGGAGAGCCACCAGAAGUCAAGUGUUCCCCACUGGUACUAUUCCGACUUGGACUAUUUUUACCGAGACCUUCAUUAGCAAGUAUUUCUCGAAAAGUGCCCGAGAGCAGAAGUUGGCUGAAUUUAUGAGGCUUUGCCAGGGUCAGAUGUCGGUGGAUCAGUAUGAAGCUGAGUUUGCAAGACUGUCCAAGUUUGCCCCAAGAAUGGCAAUUGAGCAUGAUUUGAUGGAUCGGGCUGUCGCCUCUGGAUCGCGGUAUGCCUCGGCUAGGGACGAUCGCCACUUUGGAAAAAGGCCCAUGGCGGGAAAUAAGCGCUUUGUCCCUCCCGCUCGGAGGAAUAUAGGGAAGUCGAAUCGCGUUCAAAAUGCCCCAUGCUGGUUGUGUGGAGGGAGACAUGGUAAUGGACCUUGCCCAAAUAAGGACAGAGCGUGUUUUAAAUGUGGCGGAAGGGGCCAUCAGAUCAGGAAUUGCCCCAACAAUAGGCAGGCUAAGUCGUCUACGCUACCGCCGCCACCGCCCCGGAAUGGAAAUCAAUUUGGAGCUAUCCAACCGGCCAAUUAG
This is a messenger RNA of Syzygium oleosum, 741 nucleotides long. RefSeq lists its product as uncharacterized. Gene Ontology annotation, molecular function: nucleic acid binding; zinc ion binding. Bases 1 to 741 code for a protein of 246 amino acids. Lineage: Eukaryota; Viridiplantae; Streptophyta; Magnoliopsida; Myrtales; Myrtaceae. The record is from RefSeq and is a predicted model, not a curated record. The transcript is spliced from 2 exons.